AAUCAGAGAGGAGGUGCCACCUAGCAGCUGCCAGAGGGAAAACACAGAGACAGCGAGGUAGAAAGAAGAAAGAAAGAUAGAGUUUGAAUUUGUAGAAGAAAAAAAUUUGCUCCUUGCCUUGUCUAUUUAACUCUACUUCCUUGCACCAGCUGGUCUUAUUAAGAUUAGUACAAAGAGAACUUUUCAAGGUGUCAAAGCACUUUUGAGGAUUUUUUAGAUUCUGGGUUGUCUGCCAAAAGUUUAGAAACUAAGAUUAUGACAGGAAAUCUGAAGAAUGAAUCGUGUUUCCUUAGCCAACAUGUUUCAAUUUUAUGAGUAACUAUUACCGUUCUACAAGAAAGUCAAAACUUUUUAUGAUUGUUAUCUGUGUUUACAAUUUCAAGAUAAGUUGAUUAUAGGAGUUGAUAUGAUAAGAUAGACUGCUAGUCAAUAAUUCCAAGAUAUGCUGAUAAGGACUUGAUACGAUGCAAUAUACUGAUGGUGCUAUGAUUUGUUCUGAUUUGGUAAUAGUCUAAAGAAUAAGGAACUUUAUUUUGAUGGCCAGAUGGGAUGAGAUUCUGUCCAUUCCUGUGCAGAAUCCUCCAACGUUGGAAUUUUCUGCUUCUGAUAUUGUAUGGUCAAAGGUUGGAGGCUGGCGCGACAAUUUAGAUAGACUUGCUCUUAUCCCUUUUGCUAGAGUCGAUGAUUUUGUAAGAGGCGAGCCUGCUAAUAAAGACUGUCCAACAAGAUUUCAUGUUGAAGCUAGAAGGCGUCGGCCUCCUCAGACAUCUUACAAGCAAAAGGUUGAUGGCAUCCUUGAGUACAUAUUAUAUUGGUGUUCUUUUGGCCCUGAUGAUCACCGGAAAGGUGGCAUAGUACGGCCCAGUAGAACUACUUAUGUUCCAAAAAAGAAAAAUGCUGGUAGACCAAAUACCAAGAGGGGGUACACCUGCCAUUUUAUUGUGAAACGUUUAAUUUCUGAACCAUCUGUAGCACUGAUCAUAUAUAAUCAGGACAAGCACGUGGAUAAAAAAGGGUUACCGUGCCAUGGCCCUCAGGAUAAGAAGGCUGAAGGAACACAUGCUAUGUUUGCCCCUUAUAUCUCAGAGGAUCUUCGGCUUCGUGUUUUAUCUUUAUUAUAUGUUGGGGUCUCUGUGGAGACCAUAAUGCAGAGACACAAUGAAUCAGUAGAGAGGCAGGGUGGUCCAUGUAAUCGUGAUGACCUGUUGACUCACAGGUAUGUGCGGAGGCAGGAAAAAAGCAUCCGCUGCUCUACAUUUGAACUGGACACUGAUGAUGCAGUUAGCAUUAACAUGUGGGUUGAAAGCCAUCUGAAUCAGGUAUUUUUCUUUGAGGAUUUUUCUGAUUCUGAGCCUUUCACUUUGGGAAUACAAACAGAGUGGCAGUUGCAACAAAUGAUUCGGUUUGGCAAUCGCAGUCUUGUGGCUUCUGAUUCAAGGUUUGGAACAAACAAAUUGAAGUAUCCUGUUCACAGUCUUGUUGUGUUCAACUCAGACAAUAAGGCCAUCCCUGUAGCUUGGAUAAUAACACCAAGAUUCGCUAAUGCUGAUGCACAUAGAAGGAUGAGGGCACUUUACAACAGAGUUCGUACUAAAGAUCCUUCGUGGAAGUUGGCUGGGUUUAUAGUGGAUCAUCCCUUGACAGACAUCCUCACAAUUAGGGAUGUGUUUCAGUGCUCUGUUUUGACAUCUUUUUGGCGAGUUCGCCAUGCUUGGCUUAAGAAUCGAAUAAAGCGGUGCAUGGAAACAGAGUUGCGUGUCCAGAUAUCGAAAUGGCUUGGACAGACAGUAUAUGAUAUUUGCAGAGGACAAGCAACUGUAGGUUUAUUUGAAGUUCUCAUGGAAGAUUUUCUUGAUGGCUCUAGCUUUAUGGAUUACUUCAAGGCAACCUGGUAUCCUAGAAUACGGAGUUGGACUACUGCAAUAAAAACUCUUCCACUGGCAAGCCAAGGGACAUGUGCAGCAAUGGAAUUUUACCACAACCAACUGAAAGUCAGGCUUUUGAAUGAGAAGAAACCUGGUGUUUAUCAGCGUGCUGAUUGGUUGGUUGAUAAGUUGGGUACAAAAGUGCAUUCUUACUUCUGGCUUGAUGAAUACUCAGAAAAGGAUGAUUUUGCAAGAUACUGGAAAGAUGAGUGGGUCAGUGGUUUAACAUCUUGGCGCAAAGCUUUGAAGAUUCCAGACUCUGAUGUUGUCAUGGAUGGUAGAUGUGCAAAAGUUACUGACCAGCUUUAUCGAGAUAGGGUUUAUGUUGUCUGGAACCCUGGUUCACAAUUUGCAAUUUGUGACUGCAGAUGGGCAGAAAUGGGCAACUUAUGUACCACUUGGAGAAAAGCUGUGAACUCACUUGAGCAGCUGGUGGUUCGGGGGACCAAUUCCUCAAAUCAAGAUAGAGAAUUGGUGAAUGAGAAUCAUCAUAUUGACAAAGAUAUGUCAUCUCCCAAUGAGAAUGAUUAUCAGGAAAGAGACAGACAUGGGCUUUCUCGUGGUAUUACAGGUGAUUUUGUUGAGGGUGUUAGAGAAGAAUCGGUUUAUGCUUAGAUGGAUAUUGACCCAUCGUCCAACUGCACUUCUCUUCCCAGAAUACGAUCUGUUGAUGAUGCAACUCAGAAACAAGCUUUGAACUCCCUUGAGCAGCAAAUAAGUGUGACAAACUCGUCAAAUCAAGAUAGAGAAUUAAUGAAUGCGCCAUCCCUCAACAGGAAAGAUUGUCAGGGCAGACAUGAGGCUUCUGGCAGUCACAGAGGUGAUAUCGUCAAUGCUAUUGAAGAGCAGGUUUGCUCAGAUGGAUAUUGACCUACCAACCGCCUGUAUCUCUCCACCUGGAUUACGUUGUGCUAAUGAAGUUGCAUCUGAUGAAAGCUUAGAAAAUGGAGACAGGAUUGUAAAUAAUGCAGGUUCUAGCACGAGUAAGAGUCCACCUUCAAUUGAUGUUUUGACUGAUCAAGGUAGACAUGAACACAAUAGUAUAAUGGAUGUGGAACCAUCAUCCAUCAAUAUCCCUCCAUCAGUGAAGGGGUCCAUGAAGCAAUGUGCAGUGACUAACCAAAAUAUUGCUUGCAACAAGGAUCCUAAGCCGUCAGUAAUUAGUAACACAGCAGAUGCAAGUACUGACAAGGCUUCUGACUCACAAAUGAUUGAUAGAAUUCAAACUUUGACGGGAACAACAGAUGAUGAAGUGAUGAAACCAAAAAGUGAGGGUGGAAGCACUAAGCAGGUCUGAGAGCCACCUCUGUGAUGACAAGCCAUUAGAUAGGGUUUGUGACAACAAAAUAAGUAAUUCAAAUCUUUGUCAUGAUGCUAAAGCAGUUGACAGCUUGAACUCAGAAUUGUUGCCGAGUUCCUCAUCAAUAGCAGGGUGCGCAUUGAAGAACAACCUUCUGGUAAGGUCGAAAUUGAAGGAGCUGGUUCUUGUAAGAAGCCAUCCUUGAGUGGUAAAUUGGUUUUUACUAGACGUACACAUCAAAAGUGUGUUGCAAAUGGAAAAAGUGAUAAUUAGAUUGGCACUACCAGCCAGUUGGUUACUGUAAAUGAUAUCAAUUUUGAGGGAACUGGCUCAGAUUGCUGGUGGCUUGGUGGAAAGUCCAGUCUCUGAUGAAGGAGGCCAUGAAGCUGCUUGUGUUGCAGCUGGUGAUGGCAAGCACUUGCUGGUCUGUGUUAUCAAUUUUCUCGCAUUUUUUUCCUUCGUAUUUGUACAUAUACUGAAAGGCAAUUCUUUGUGACAUUAUGAUAAUUUACCUGGUGAGAGAAUUUGAGAAACAACCUUCGAUUCA
Populus trichocarpa (black cottonwood) is the source of this 3772-nucleotide messenger RNA. RefSeq lists its product as uncharacterized. NCBI's taxonomy places the organism in Eukaryota, Viridiplantae, Streptophyta, Magnoliopsida, Malpighiales, Salicaceae. Bases 537 to 2540 code for a protein of 667 amino acids. The record is from RefSeq and is a predicted model, not a curated record. The transcript has 7 exons.